CGUGCUCACAAUCAAUGACGCUGCUCGUGAUUGGUCGAACGGGUCAAGGGGCGGGAACACGAGCCCCCAGCUCCACUACCCGACGUGGCUCCAAACAUCCAAGAUGGCAGCGGCUGUGUGUGAGCUGUUUGGCUUCGUGUUAGUGCAGCUGGAGGAAGUGACGCGCGUUGUUCUUCCUCGGCUCUUGUUAUUGAAGCAGAGUGUGAACUUUAACCUCCGCAGCUCACCGGCCGCGUGACAGGUUCCGUCCUGUGCGGUGUGAAGACAAGAUGUCGGAGCAGACUCUGGAGUACUUGAUGAGCCGGGGUCACAUCCAGAGGAGGGACGCUGCUGAGGUCAGCUGGUCUCACGCUGUGAACAGCCGCAGCCGGCUGACGGAAGCUCUCACGGGUCACACUCACAUGCUCGAGGCCGACGUCAUCAUCAGAGGUCAUGACCCCAGAGAGCCGAUCAUGGCGCACCCUCCUGACACAGACAGCGACAUCACACUGAAGGAGUGGCUGCAGGCAGUGAAGGCGCAGGACAAGGGGAUCAAGCUGGACUUCAAGAGCCUGGAUGCGGUGUCUCCAUCUGUCCACCUGCUGCAGGACGUGCUGGACCAGCUGAGCCAUCCCGUGUGGAUCAACGCAGACAUCCUGUCAGGUCCUGGGGGACAGGUCAGACCUCUGGAGCCUCGGGCCUUCCUGUCUGCUGCCACAGCUCUCCCCUCUCACACUGUGCUGUCUCUGGGCUGGACCACAGGGUGGACUGCAGGGACAGACAGCCCAGGGUACAGCUGGGACAUGGUGCGUGUGAUGGAGGAGCUGUGCAGGGGUCUCGAACACCCGGUCACCUUCCCAGUGCGCGCCGCUCUCCUCUCCCAGUCCUUCUCCCAGCUCAGCUGGCUGCUGCAGCAGUCACACAGGUACUCUCUCACAGUGUGGACCGCACAGAGGGACGAGUACUCGCUGCAGGACUUCCUGUCCUACAGGAGACAGCUGGACAUCAGCAGGAUCUACUACGACCUGCCGGACCCUCAGAGGACAGAGCUCAGUGAGACAUCACAAGACGACAACUGAGAGUCUGCAGCACAGAGGGACAUGUCUCAUCUGACAGACUGAAGUGGAGACAGGAGAGUGGAACUGUCCUCUGGUCCACCUGUCCUCUGGUCCAUCUGCCAUGGAUCACACUAGGCUCUGACCAGGAGCACCCAGGGGUCUGCAAGAUAGUCCUUAAAGGCAUAGUGCACCCAAAAAUGUAAAUGCAGCCAUUAUCUACUCACCCAUAUGGCGAGGGAGGCUCAGGUGAAGUUUUAGAGUCCUCACAUCACUUGCAGAGAUCCAAGGGGAGAGGAGGUAGCAACACAACUCCACCUAAUGGAGGCUGACGGCGCCCCAGAUUCAAACGUCCAGAAACACAUCAUUGAAACCACAAAAUAUCUCCAUACUGCUCGUCCGUAGUGAUCCAAGUGUCCCGAAGCCCCGACAUCAAAAGUCGUCAUCUGAACUCUGUUUUUAGACUCACUGUAGCCUGGGUUAGGGUUAGGGUUAGGGUGUGUGCACUUGGGUGAGACCUUUGAAAGCACGUGAACACACAUGAAGACGGUGCCCAUGUCUCACGGCCUCAAGUGCACACACGUCUUCAGUGGCCUCUGGCUCAUCUGUGGUGUCUCACUGUCUCUGUGUCUCACACUUCCACUGCUGUGGUUCAGAAACGUUGUCACUGGAUUAUAAUGUGUUCAUCACACUCAUGUUGCAUCUGGUAAAGAUGGAGCUCAUUAGAUGUUUUUAAUGAGAGUGUGUGUGUGUGUGUGUGUGUGUGUGUGCGUGUGCACAAAAUAAAUGUUUGGAUUCACUCAAACAAACUCUCCUGUUUCCUCCUCCAUCCUGCCUCAGAUAUUUUACCCAGACUCCUCAUCACCUCCAUUUUAUGUCUCAUUAACUGUACCCUCCCAUUUGCUUCAUCAUGGUGCCUUCGGUCUCACCUGGUGUUUUGUUAUCUGUUGAAGUGCAGCUGCUCUUAAAAAGAUAUCGAUCAUUCUGUAGAGAGCAGCUGAGUGAGAGUGAGUUCAGUCACAGAUGGGCAAAAAUACAUCAAAAUGUAUUUUAAUACAAAAUACCCCUCCAAUAAAUGUAUCAAAAUAAAAUACAUGUAUUUUGUAUUUUCAAACACAGAAAAUACUUUUUCUUGUUUUCUCUUUAGCAGUGACCUGCAGCUCUGUCAGUCGGUCGGUCAGUCCACAAAGCUUUUCAUGAAUAACUCAAAAAGUCCUUGACCAAAAAUGCUCAAAAUGUACAUGCUGCAAUUAGAGACCAUGAGUAACGAUGCCAGAAAGAACGGCCAUGAUUCAUCCAUUAAUGGCGUGAUAGAAGCAAAUUUGCUCUUGUUUUCUCACAGUUUGGUGAAGCAGAGAAUUCAGGUUUGGGCUGUAGGCUACCCUAAAAUAUUAUUUAUUGAUUCAGAUUUAGAUUCAGACAACUUUAUUGAUCCCACGUGAGGCAAUCCAUUUGUAGCAUACUCACCCCGAGCAUCAACCACAACAACAUACAGUUUCCUAUGUGAUGCACAGUCCAGUGAAACAGACCACGAAGUCACUGAAGGGCCCAAGUUUGA
Epinephelus fuscoguttatus (brown-marbled grouper) is the source of this 2592-nucleotide messenger RNA. It is a transcript of the gene fam151b, whose product is annotated as family with sequence similarity 151 member B. Lineage: Eukaryota; Metazoa; Chordata; Actinopteri; Perciformes; Serranidae. The record is from RefSeq and is a predicted model, not a curated record. The transcript has a single exon. The coding region runs from base 270 to 1058 and encodes 262 amino acids.